UGUGUUCUUGAGUCCUGCUCUGUUGUACUCGAGUGGAGCGCUCUGCAGGGACUUGAUUACUGUGCUGCUAGACUCAGGACUAUAUCACCCCACUUUGGAGAUGGCUUCUGCGCUGGUGAGGUCCACAGUGAUGAUAAGGGAGAAGAUGAUCUGCAGGAUCCUGCUGCUCCUCAUCCUCACCUCAUGUGUCUCUGGAUCAUUUGUAGUCAAUGUGACACAGACCUCCUAUCAGGCAGAGGAGAACCACAACAUCACACUGGAGUGGACGUUCACCACCAACCCUGAGAGCUCCCCCCAAACUUUCAACAUCCUCUGUGAACUGAUAACUGAGCAUAGAUUCUCACUCCUGUAUCAUGUUCAUGAAGGUGUUGAGGUGUCAGAGUCUCAGGAUGCAAAGUUUUCAGGACGAGUCCAGAGUGACAAAGACGCCCUCAGAGAAGGACGAAUGAGACUUCAACUGUCCAGACUCAGGACUGAUGACUCGGGUGUGUACGUGUGUGAGGUCAACACUGAUGAUGGCUUCGGUGUUGGAAGAUGUCAGCUUAACAUCACUGCUGCUGAUCAACUUGAGAAAGAAACUUUGAGUCCAAAGCCAAAGAGUCCAAAGAGUCCAGGAGACGCCAUUUUUUAUGUUAUGCUGGGAAUGGGACUAACAGCAACAGCAGUUCCACUGGCCUUUUGUCUGUCUGAUGUCAUCAGAAACAUUAAGAAAGAAAGCAGAUCAUAGAGUGUCUCCAUUUACAGUAUUUCUGAAAUGCUCCAUUCCCCAAACCAAAUCCAGGCACUUAGACAUGCAACUCUCACUCUCUUUUGUGCAACAACAUGUAAACACAUUCAUUGUGUCAAACACAUUCUCACAUGAGGGAGAUUGAGGGGGAUCGUCCACGGAUGACCAUGAGGGAAGCAGGACAAAGGGUCCCAUCCAAUCAGAGCAGAUUCUCUGUGGCAGCAUCAUCAGGAUAUUCACUGUUCCAUGCUGUACAACAUUUGACACACAGUGUGCCACACUGCAAGUACUGUGAUGUUCAUUACAACGCAAUGUC
This is a messenger RNA of Archocentrus centrarchus (flier cichlid), 1043 nucleotides long. RefSeq lists its product as uncharacterized. Gene Ontology annotation, biological process: cellular response to lipopolysaccharide; immune response; cell surface receptor signaling pathway. The record is from RefSeq and is a predicted model, not a curated record. NCBI's taxonomy places the organism in Eukaryota, Metazoa, Chordata, Actinopteri, Cichliformes, Cichlidae. The transcript has 4 exons. Bases 101 to 727 code for a protein of 208 amino acids. Gene Ontology annotation, cellular component: external side of plasma membrane.